AUGGGUAACUGCGUUGGAGCAAAAUUCUUGGUAUCGCAAAAUGACGCGAAAUUUAGCCGUGAUGAAGUUGAUAAAGAGCCGAAAGCCUUAUCAUCAGUCGACGACAAGAUUGAUAGUCUUGUUCGUCAACUGAUAAGGCAGCAAAAGCUUCAAGGGUCGUGGUACUUGGCCAACACUUGCAGUGGCCACAAAGUGAAGAUAGUGGUGACUAAAGAGCAGUUGCAGCUGCUGAUGAGAAAAGCAGAGGAGCUAAAACAGAGACGUGUUGUACUUCAUUCGGGACGAAAGUUGGGUACUAAUAAGAGAUGGCAGCCAUCCUUAGAACCAAUUCCCGAACUGUGA
Messenger RNA from Striga asiatica, 342 nucleotides. The record is from the annotation of a GenBank genome assembly. NCBI's taxonomy places the organism in Eukaryota, Viridiplantae, Streptophyta, Magnoliopsida, Lamiales, Orobanchaceae.